Molecule: messenger RNA, 10333 nt
Organism: Serinus canaria (Common canary)
Lineage: Eukaryota; Metazoa; Chordata; Aves; Passeriformes; Fringillidae
Gene: PTPN3
Product: protein tyrosine phosphatase non-receptor type 3
Exons: 28
Coding region: 250-3192 (980 amino acids)
Biological process (GO): protein dephosphorylation
Cellular component (GO): cytoplasm; cytoskeleton; cytoplasmic side of plasma membrane
Molecular function (GO): cytoskeletal protein binding; protein tyrosine phosphatase activity
Source: RefSeq, a predicted model, not a curated record
UUGCUGUUCUGCCUGCUCAGAAACGUUCUUCCUCGGAAGGGGCAGAGCCUGCACCACGAGAAAGAACUUUGUUUUCUUUUGACUCUUUGCAACUGCACAAAACUUCAUGAAUGCAGAGCACUGUGGAAUUUUUUGCAGGAGGACAAAUUAACGGGAGCAAAGACCCGUUUCACAGGUUUCUCAGGAGGGAGGCUAACAUGUGACAGCGCACAGAGAAGCCAAGAGUACUGGAGAAGAUCAGAAGCCUGCAUGAGUGAGCUCAGCUUUCCCAAAUAUUUUCUUAAAGCGCUAUUCAAGGGACCACUGACCUCUGCAACAGACAGCACCAUGGUGGAGCAAGAGAUGCUGCUGUCGUGUGCUUAUCCUCAAGAAAAGUGUUAUUCAGCAAUAGUUAUGAACUCCCGUUUACGAGCCUUAGGUGGGAGGAUAAAUAACAUACGAGCGUCAGAGCUACCAAAAGAGAAAACCCGAUCAGAAAUAAUCUGUAACGUCCACUUUUUGGAUGGCUCAGUACAAAGCUUCAAAGUCAACAAACAAGACACUGGACAGAUUUUGUUGGACAUGACCUAUAACCAGCUGGGUGUGACAGAGAAGGAAUAUUUUGGUUUACAGCAAAAUGAGACUUCAGUAGAUUCGCCUUUUUUCAUUUCACAGCGAUGGCUUGAACCAAGCAAACCUAUUAGAAAACAGUUAAAAGGAGGUUUUCCCUGCACGCUUCAUUUUCGUGUAAGGUUUUUUAUACCUGAUCCUAACACACUUCAGCAAGAACAAACCAGGCACUUAUUCUUUCUGCAGUUGAAGAUUGAUAUUGCAGAAGGAAGGUUGUCAUGCCCCAUUAAUUCUGCUGUUGUCCUGGCAUCAUAUGCAGUACAAUCACAACUUGGAGACUAUAAUGCUUCAGUGCAUUGUUCAGGAUAUCUUUCAAAUUACAACUUUAUACCGGAGCAGAACAAAGAUUUUCUUACCAAAGUAGAAACGCUACAUGAGCAACACAGUGGCCUCAAGCAAUCUGAAGCAGAGUCCUGCUAUAUAAAUAUAGCAAGAACACUUGAAUUCUAUGGAGUGGAAUUGCACAGUGGUAGAGAUCUCCAUAAUCUAGAUCUUAUGAUUGGGAUUGCAUCCAGUGGAAUUGCUGUAUAUAGAAAACUCAUCUGUACAAGCUUCUAUCCCUGGGUGAACAUUUUAAAAAUAUCCUUUAAAAGGAAAAAGUUUUUUAUACAACAACGGCAAAAACAUAAUGAAUCCAGAGAGCAUAUUGUUGCCUUCAACAUGUUAAAUUACAGAGCAUGCAAAAAUCUUUGGAAAUCUUGUGUAGAGCAUCACACAUUUUUUCAGGCAAAGAAGUCACUACCUCAUGAAAAAAAGAUAUUAUCACAUUAUUGGACUCUGGGUUCUAGAAAUCCAGCAAAGUCUGUAAACAACCAGUACUGCAGAAAAGUGAUAGGUGGGAUGGUUUGGAACCCAUCUAUGAGAAGAUCCUUAUCAGUUGAGCACCUAGAGACCAAAAGCCUUCCUUCUCGAUCACCUCCUGUUACCCCCAAUUGGCGGAGUCCUAGACUACGUCACGAAAUCCGCAAACCACGACACUCGUCUGUAGAUAACCUUACGAAUGAGAUUAGUUAUAUUACUGAAACAGAGGAUGUUUUUUACACAUAUAAGGGCUCUCCAACGUCAAAGGACAGUGAUUCAGAGUUCUCUCAGAACCGUAGUCCACAGAGGGGGUCAUCUGAACAAGAAUCACCAAAGAACGUAUUGGGAAACAGUCCAACGCGGAGCUCUCUGACCCAUCUCUCACCUAAAGCCUUGGCUCGGUCUCCCAAUGGAGUUGGCGACAUUUCUGGCUCUUACCCAUUGGAAGGGGUGGAUAAGCAGUUCCUAGAAACAUAUGACAACGUUACAAAAAGCAGCUUGACAGAAGACUCCAGUCAGUACUACUGUGAUAAGAAUGACCUAAUUGAGGGAGAUUUACUUUUGGUGCGUAUCAUACCAGAUGAAGAAGGGAAAUUUGGAUUUAAUCUAAAGGGUGGAGUAGAUCAGAAAAUGCCACUGCUGGUAUCAAGAAUAACUCCAGGAUCACCUGCUGAUAAAUGCAUUCCAAAGCUGAAUGAAGGUGAUCAGAUAGUAUUAAUUAACGGCCGAGAUAUCUCAGAGCACACGCAUGACCAGGUGGUCAUGUUCAUAAAAGCCAGCAGAGAAUCUCACACAAGAGAGCUUGCACUUUUGGUCAGGAGGAAAGUAGUUAAACAGUUUGUGGAGCCCAUAUCAGAAGAUGAAGCUGAUUCCCACACUCUGCCAGACUCUAUUCUUCCUGUCUGUUCUGAAUUUGGUGGUGAUACACUGGAGGAGUCUAUGGAGCAGCUAAGAAGUGGGCUAGAAAGUGGGACUGUCCUUAUUCAGUUUGAGCAACUCUAUAGAAAGAAACCAGGAUUGGCUGUUACAUGUGCAAAGGUACCUCAGAAUAUGGACAAGAAUAGAUACAAAGAUGUUCUACCUUAUGAUGCCACAAGGAUAAUAUUGCAAGGAGAUGAAGAUUACAUUAAUGCAAAUUAUGUGAAUAUGGAAAUUCCUUCUGCUGGCAUUGUGAACCGGUACAUUGCUACUCAGGGGCCUCUUCCACACACAUGUGCACACUUCUGGCAAGUAGUCUGGGAUCACAAAUUAUCACUGAUCAUCAUGCUAACAACUCUCACCGAACGAGGACGGACCAAAUGUCAUCAGUACUGGCCUGAUCCACCAGAUGUAAUGGAAUAUGGCUGCUUCCGUGUCAGGUGCCACUCUGAAGACUGCACAAUUGCCUAUGUUGUCAGAGAAAUGGUCAUUACAAACACUGAGACAGAACAACAGCACACCAUCACCCAUCUCCAGUACGUAGCUUGGCCUGAUCAUGGUGUUCCUGAUGACUCCAUGGACUUCUUGGAGUUUGUGACCUGUAUGAGGCCAAAGAGAGUAAAGAAUGAGCCAGUUCUUGUUCACUGCAGUGCAGGAAUCGGUCGCACGGGUGUGUUGGUCACUAUGGAAACAGCCAUGUGCUUAAUUGAAAGGAACCUGCCUGUUUAUCCACUGGAUAUUGUACGGAAAAUGCGAGACCAGAGAGCUAUGAUGGUGCAAACAUCAAGUCAAUACAAAUUUGUUUGUGAAGCUAUUCUUCGUGUUUACAAAGAAGGAUUGGUUCGACCACUGGAUUCCAGUUAGCACAGCAGUGAAGGAUGAUUUUUAUUUUUUUUUUGGCCUAAAAAGCCUGCUCUUUAAGUAAGGCAAGGGCUUGUUUCUGUAAGCAACUAGAAUGGACUAGAAGCCCAUGUAAAGACAGAUGAGCACAUUUGAACUGUGGCACUUUAAAUUUCUCAAGAAGAUUGCUAAAUCAUGUACAGUAUAACAAAGUCACAUAGAUAAAUAUAUGACAGCAAUUGUGUGUAAUAUGCUUUAUUCACAUAGACAACCAUAAACAAUCAUGGAAACCUUAACACACAUCUUUUACUGCCUUAAAACGCCCUUUACUUUGGAAGUUACAAAGUUCCUUGUGUUUCCUUUGAAAUAGCAAAAGGAAAACUCCUAUUAUUGAAAUGAUUCAUCUUAAUAAGGUAUUUAAUAUAUUUGUACCAUAUGAAAGCUCAUUGAAGGUGAAUAUUUUUAAUUUUCUUAUUGGGAUACUAAAUAUCCAUGGAACUGUAACCUUGACUAAAAGGCUGACGAAGAGCUUUAAAGGCUAAUGCAUAACUACUGUACACUGAGCUGGAGAAAUUUAGUAUUCAGUUACCAUAAAUCUAUUAGUGAGUAUGCCAGCUGUUAUAAUAUGCUGCUUAGAAAUCACAUCUACUGUAUGUGAUGUGAAAAUAAUGCUGCAGUUAGGCAUUUAUGCAGAUGGUACAGUCUUCAUCUUCUGUUGAUCAAUUUUAGUUGCAACUUGGCCUUUUGACAGUGACCUACUUCUUACAGUUUUAAUUAUUGCACUCCUUUUCUUCUGUUUCUGCUGUCCAUCUCCUUUAUAGUUUUCACUGCUGUUUCUAUGUGUGUACUGAAAAUAUUUUAACUUAAAAUGAGGUUUAAUUCUCUGUCAUGUUUGUUUCCAUGUGUAUUUAUGAGUUCUCAGAUGUGAAUGUGGAAUAAUGUUGCACACAAGUACUAGACUUUUGACUUACUGUAUAUGCAAAGUAGUCGAAUCCAAUACUGGAAGAAAAAUUACUACUGAACCCAUCAAAUAUGUUGCUGCUAUUUCAAGGUGUGAAGCUUACAAGGGCACAGGUGUUGCUAGUGUUCAGAUGGUGAUAAAAUGUUGACUUGCUGCCCUCCAUCAAAGCGCUCUUAUCCAGCGAAACACGACUCCCUUUUGCAAGAGUUCUCCAGAUUUACUGUGUUUCUUGCUUAAUCAGAAAUGCAGUUAAAUUCACCUGAAGAUUUACAUGGAAAGAAAGAAUGAAUUUGUACAUUGAUGAAUAAUUCACCCUAAGGUACACUGGUCUAUAUUUCAUUUCAGAUGGGAGAAUUGGACUUUCUGAACAGUAUAACCACAUUUGUAUAAACUUAAAUUAUUUUGUGUGUGCUUUUUGAUUAACCUGAGAUAGUUAUUAAUUUUUUAAUAGUGUUUAAAAAAUAUUAUAAGGGACUGUUUAAAACUCUGCUAUUUAAAAAUUAGUCCUAAAUAGGGAAAAAUUUUUAUGGGGCAUAUUAGCCAGAUGUUUAUAUGUAUAAAGAAAAAAUUAGAUAAUUUUUUUUUCAGAGAGGUAUAUAUGCACACACAUAUUCAAAUGUAUUUUAGAAUUAUGGUUUGUAUUAUGGAUAUUAUCAUUUAUAGCUGGAGUUUCAUUAUAGAAACUAUCACAGCUGUACAAUAUGCAUCUCUCAUGUUACUGGAAGUCUAUUUUUUUUUCCCUCAAGAGGUAACUAGAAAGUGCAUGUAGGAUGAGCUGAAUUGCUGACUUGUCUUUUUCAGGCUUGAUCCUUUCUCCAAGAUUACAUUUUUAGCUAUAGCUGAAGAGGAUGUCUGGUUACUGGUUAUUGAUCAAAACUCUUUAAUUGAGAUGUGCAAUCUCAUCUCAAUUAAAACUCUUUAAUUGAGAUGAGAUUGCACAUCUCAAUUAAAGAGUUUUAAUUGAGAUGUGCAGAGUAGUUGGUAACAUGGAAACCUUCUUGGCUUUGUUUGGUUGAAUGGUGAAUAGGUUUGUGCUCAUCUUUACAUAGUGCAUUCCAAAUUUCACUUUGAAUGGAGUUUUCUGUAAUAUUUUGGAUCAUUGUCAUCUUGCUUGAUUGGGCAUAGAUUAAAAACUAAAAGACUGGUUCACUCUUAUCUUGCUAAAUUGUAUCAGGUAGCUUAAUCAGUCAGUGACUCCAAAUGUUAAGUGGUAGUGGACGUGCACAUAUUACUUGGGAAGCUUUGUUACGUGUGUGCCUGUCUGUUAAAACAUCUCUUUUAUUUUUUUAAGUAUUCCCCUGCCCAGGUCCCUUGCCCAGGUCCCCUGUCCAGAGUCAUCCCUUUCAGCUGGCUUUUAAAUGACUUGCAUUUAAUAGUUUGUCAAGAAGUGAAAAAAGGCAAGAAAAUAAAUUGUAAGAAAAUAUUUAGAGCGUCAUUGUGACAUCCGUGUCUUUCGUGGAAGUACUCAUGAUUUCUUUGUGUUCAAGGUUAUUCCUAUAUUCCAAUUGCUAUUUAUGUAUCUUCAUAUUUAAUAUGUGCCUACUAAAGCACUGUAAAUGUAUUUCUUGUCUAACUCCAGUCUCAAGAUACAUGGUAUAGGCUUGACUUGGGUUCGUAUGUGUGCAUUUAGAGGAUGACUGUCAUAUUGUGACAACAAAUGCUGCUCUUGUUUUGGUAAACUUGGAUGGGUUUGGUAAUACUAUUGGGGAGCUCUUGGAUUUUAAUAACUUGUUUGAAAUUGCUGGCCACAGAGAGAAUGCUCAAAGCUAUAUAAAUAGUAAGCUCUAUAAGUUUUUUGUUUGUUUUUUUUUUUUAAUACCUAGGAGGAAAUAUUAACUACACAAGUAUCUUGUAUAUUGUGUCCAUCUUUAUUUCAGUCUUGCUGGGUUUUGCACAUGUACCUGUUGGGUCCAUAUGGGAGAAUUGAAGGGGUUUUGUCUUAUCUCUGUUGUGUGAUGACUUUGCACUGAAUUAAGUAUGCCUUAGAUCUGAUCUUGCAAUGAAAGCAUAAUUAUGAAAACAUCUUACUGCCGGCUUUUGUUUUCACAAAAAUUAGGAAAUCACAAAGAUAAAGAUUUAAAUGGUUGGUUUGGGGGGAUUUUGGUGGGAGUUAAAACUUGUGAGCCCAAAGAUUUUAAUUGCCAAGCAGUUGGCAAGUGGUAGAAGAUGCUGUGAAGAAAAGAUUCUGUAUAACCUUCUUAAACAUUUUACCCUUGAUUUUUCCUGUGCUGGCAUGGUCAUGAAAAUAAGUAUUCAAAAUGUCUGGUGUGGUGGUGGUGGAUGAAGAGGGAACAAUAAACCCUUGAUGUUUUCAUCACUGUGAAAUACACUAACAUUUAUUUCUACAGAAUUAAACAAAUUUUAACUUAGUAGCUUUAUAUUUGAUGUGGAAGUAACUAAACUGCCUAUUCAGUGUGUCUUCAGAAAUCUCAAAGGGGAACACUUCUGAGAUAGAGGUGAAAAAGACAAGUCUUGCUAUUUGUUAAAAAUAAGAAAAACAGUGCCCUAAACCAUGAAUGCCUUUUGUGUAACCAGAUGUAUGAAAUACAAGUCAUUAAAAUACAACCAAACCUUGAAUAGUGGUGGUGUUUUACAAAAAAAGAAAAAAAAAUUGCAAUCUAGGGGUUUGCUUUUAAUAUCCUGUCUUUUAGGUGUUGAUACUAAAUUGUAUGCAGUCAAAAUGUACCCAAAAAUUCAGCAAUAAGUCUUCAUAUACACUCAGUUUUUUAAGUGUUGGUUUUCCUUUUUUGCCUCAUAUUUCCUCCUAUGCAGUACUUAAAGUGGUUAAAUAUAUAUCUAUUUUAAAAGAACUCUAGUUCUGGACUUUAUAAUGAACUGUGCAUUGGCUUUAUAGUAUGAUACUUUUUUACAAAAAAGCUAUUCCCUGUAGACAGUAUUCUUAUGUCAGGCUAAAUGCAUAAAUGUUAAAAAUAGAUGUACAUGGUUCAUACUCAGUCAAUUAUAAUUUAAACAUAGUUGUUUCACUGAUAAUGGCUUUAUUUUUCUAUCCUGAAAUGCAGCAUUUAAGUGUAAGUUUAUUUAGUUCUUUCAGCCUUUCCAGAAAACAUGUGCUGGGGAAUGUUUAUAUUUUGAUUCGUAACCCACAACCAGUCUACUUGGUUAAAAGCAUUUAUUAAUUGAAGCUAUAUAGAAGGUAAAGGUUUCAUUAAAUAUUUUGUUCAAAGGCCAAGUGAAUGAUUAAUUCAUUAUAUAAAACGAUGAUUUGAUUAUAUGGGUUUCUUGCAUUUAAGUUCUGACACUGAUAGUGCUCAGCCAUCUCAAUAGCUGUCUGUUUUAACUGUAGUUUACAUUAACAGUUUAAAUAUACAGCUGUAAUGCAAUAUGAUUUAGUUUUAGAGUACAUAACACUGUAUAAGCUUCAAACAGUAAUAUCUACAAUCUUGAAGCCUGUCAUUCUAAAGAAAAAGUAAGUUUCUGUGAAUCAAAAGAAGAAGUACUACAUAAUAUCAAUGGAUUUAACCAUUUUUCAGCUCAGACUACUGUGCUACAUUGCUACUCAAUGCUACUGUGACAGUAGCAUUCUUACCACUCAUAUAAAGAGCAAAUGUUCAAAUGCUGAGGAUCAGUAAUAUGGGAAAAAACAAAUUGUAUGGACUGUAAGAGACCGAAGGAAAUAUUGUUGUCCUUUUGUUUUUUUUUUUUUUUAAGACGAAUUCAUCUCAAGAGGGGACAUUUGCUUGCAGACUACUUGACUCAGAGUAGUCUUAGUUUGUGCUUUAUUUUGGGUUUAGAUGCAGGUUAACCUUUCAUUAAAGUUGUAUUUAAAAUAGUAAAGUGUUUAUUUUAAUAGACAUUAGUGAAACACUUCAGUUUGCUGUUAACUGUUUAACUUCUGCUUACUUGACUUACAUGAUUCUGUUUCUUGAAAUGUUAUUGUUUUGCCUUAUAAAAUCCCUUUGAGGUUUCCUCCAAGUGUGAAACUGGCUUUGUCUCAGGCAGGCAAAGUGAUGUUACUGUUGCUUUAGAAAGGAUAUUUUUCUUUCACCUGCUUAAGGGCCAGUGUGGUGUUCAGACCAGUCUCAAACUGAUCUCUUUUCUAAACAGUGCUGCUAGCAGUGGUCGAAAUAAAGCUAUAUGGAAAAGCAUGUAAGAAAUGUUUUCCUUGGAGCAGAUAAGACCUGGGUUUAACUUAAAUAUAAAAGAAAAAAAAUCAAACAUUGUGAACAUGAAAAUGCUUUUGACAGAUAAAGUAGGGGUGGAAAAGGUAUUAUUUUUUUUACUCUUUUCCCUUUAAAACACUUCUCUGUUUUAAACACAUCAUUUCUCUUAGAACAAUUUCUUUAGUAAAAAGCCAUACUGUUGGUCGUAGGAUUUAAAAUUAUUUUCUAGGUGGGUUUGACAAAAAUUAAGUGGAACAUUUUCCUCAUCUACUGGUUUGUGCUCUUAAGUAAUAUUAAAAAAAAACCCUUAAAAAUUUUCCUCUUAGAAAUGAUAUUGUCUGUUUUCAUUUGAUGUCUUUUCCUGAGACAUAAAUGGAACCUGCAUUUUGGCUGGGUUGCCCUGCUGUUGAGGUUGCUUGCAACCCUGUUGAGGUUGACCUGCAUGUUUAAGAGGAAGAUGCUUUGUUAGGGCUAUUAAACCCAUCGCCUACAUCAGUUACCAACUUAAGCCAGAGUAGCAUCAUAUUUCUAUCAGUCUAUUGCAGUAUAAACAUUUUGUAAAUAGUCCUUGGAGCUUGCUCUCCUAAGCAUCAGGAAGUAUUCUUGCACCAAGCUAGAAUUUAUGCUUUAAAUAAAAAUUUUUAAAAAAAUUUAAAAAAAAUAUAAAUCUUCCAGUAAGGAAUGACUAUUUACCAAAUUCUGUACAAAAUGUACCUUGUAAAAGUACAUUUUCCUUGUAAAAGGAAAAAAAAAAUUAGUUUUUCUUACAAGAUGCAAAGAUUAGCUGCUAGAAGUACCUUCUUAUCUGUGGGGGCAGCUUACCUAGUCAUAAAGCAAAUUGGCUCUCAGCUAGCGUGCAGUAUGGCCACUAAAGCACAGAAAGUGCAUCAUCAGCCCAAAUGCCUCAUUAUUUGUCAACUUUCUUGCACAUGGCUAGUUGCAGUCCUGAUUCAGGAAGUAAGGAAAAAAGGCUGCCUUCCUUUGGGAAAGAGACUGAAAUAUCCUGCAUGGUAAAUCCACAGCCUACAUUGAUCUUUGUGGGGUUGUACUUGUAUUACCUAACUUGAGCAGUCUAGUUCAAAGUGAGAUCAGGUCUAUCUGCAUGGGUUUGCAGGGAUAUCAAAGCACUCCAUUCCAAAAACCCAAAAAGCUCAGCCCAGCAGUGUUAAUUGCAGUGGGCUUCAUUUGCUUCAGUUAACCAGCAGGUGAGUGUGGCAGCACUUGGCUUGGUCCUGAUCAGGGCCCUUGUAAUUCAGAGCUUUGCAUACAUGAUUGAAAACUUGGGGUUCAGCAGGAACUGAAUUACUGUCUGUGGAAAUUAGGUGGGGAAUUGGUGUAUGCACUCAAAUGUAAAUCUAUUUCUAAUCCCAGUUUUGCAAAAUAAAUGAAGAGUAUCAGUGCUUACAUUCCAGUAACCUGCGCAGUGAGCACUAAACAUAAUUUAUUAAGGUUUUCUCUCUGCACUGUGUAACCUCAAUAGAGAAAUACAAGGUAUAUAAUGGGGACACUCCUAUAAAAGCUUUAAAAAUCUGCCAGCCAUUAAUUCUCACAAACAAUGUAAUGGUUAAAACUGACCUUGAUUACAACUGAUAUGGAAAUGUGUUUAUAGUAGUGGGAUAAAUUGCAUAACAGUUGGAAAAGUUGAAGUUGUUUGGGUUUUUUUUUGCAAGAUUUGAAGAAAAUUUCACUAUUCUAGUCACUAAGCUUGUAUUUUCAUAAAAGUUCAGUUAGCAUUUUUGUCAGAGAGUUUUGUCAGCAAAAUCUUGGAAGAGAAUAUCUAUUUAGGGACUCUACUGGAGGUUUUUAAUUUUUUUUUUCUUUUUCCUGUAGCACUCUAUAGUUUCUUCUAAGAUCUUAGGUGCCAGUGCAUUAAAGGAAUAAAAGAAUGUAUUUGAUGUAUUUGGAAGGUAAGGAAAGAGGUUAUUUUGAACCCUAAGCUGUACUUUUCUUUUAAAUCAUUUGAAAUGUAAAUUGAUGUUGAUAUUACAAAGUUUAAUUUAUUGUUUAAAAGUGUAGACACCUCUUGAAUGUAUAAUUUUUCUUUUUUAUUUUUAUAGGAAUAAAGGGUUGUUUAAUGUUUUCA